Messenger RNA from Arxiozyma heterogenica, 1740 nucleotides. It is a transcript of the gene MDG1, whose product is annotated as Mdg1p. The coding region runs from base 1 to 1740 and encodes 579 amino acids. Gene Ontology annotation, biological process: signal transduction. Lineage: Eukaryota; Fungi; Ascomycota; Saccharomycetes; Saccharomycetales; Saccharomycetaceae. The record is from RefSeq and is a predicted model, not a curated record. Gene Ontology annotation, cellular component: nucleus; nucleotide-activated protein kinase complex; cytoplasm. Gene Ontology annotation, molecular function: protein kinase binding. The transcript has a single exon.
AUGACUGAACAAUUUGCUUUUACUUGGCCAAUGCAUCAACUUGAUGCACAGGACCGUUACGUUUUUCUUUCUGACGCACAUAUUUACAUAACUGGUGAAUUCGAUAAUUGGACAAAAUCUAUCUUAUUGAAACCAAAUUACAAAGAACAAAGAUAUGAGACUCUUUUACCCAUCCAGAAUUUUAAUGAUCAAGGAAAAUUCAUUUUCAAAUUUUAUUUUGAAGAUACUGAUACUUGGAAAUGUAAUCCCUUGUAUCCUAUCGAUACUGAUAAAAAUGGGAAUCAAAAUAACUAUAUAACUGGCUUCCAUCUAAUUAAACAAGCAGAAGAACUGGAGUUGGUUAAAAGAGAAAAACAUCAAUAUUCAGAAUGCGAAGCAAUUAACGAAGAGAUUGUUAACGAACUAGAAGUUGAGUCAUCCCCAUUAAAUAAUGAAACAAACCAAGCAUCAGUUGACGGAAAUGGAAGAGAAAAGGACAUAGAUAAACAGGAUAAUAGUGCCAAACAACUUGCAGGAGUUACAUUAUUCCCAACAGAGAAUAAAACGCUGGAAACAGCGAUUGUUGAAAAUAGAGAGCCGAUUCCUGUUCUAGUUCACAGUAUUGACACAGGGAAUGAGGUCGUUGCUAACGAACCAAUUGAAGCAUUUAUAUUUAAAGGUGAUGGCAAUAAUGAUAAUAAUAGCACAGAAGAAAAAGAAAAAGGUAAUUAUAGUAGCAUAGAAGAAAAACAAGUUGGUAAUAUUAUUGAUAAUGAGCAUAAGGGAGAGCAGGUGGUUCCUGGAGAUGUUAUUACAAAUUCAAAAGAUUUAAACGAUAUUGAUGAUAUUCCAACUGAAAAUAGAAGAAAAUUUAAAAUUAAAAGAAAAAUAAAGAAAAAUAAAAGAACUGGCGAACGAAUAAUUGUAGCACAAGAAAUUUUCGAAUUGGAUCAGGAUGAUAACAUCAUUGCUACUUAUAAAUCUAUGGAAGAAGUAAGAAAUGGCCCUGUCUCUAAUGAAUUAGAAGAACCAAAGGAAAGAUUAUAUGAAAUUGAAAAUGUUAAUGAUGCAGAUACGAUAGGUCGUUCAUUUAGUAUUGUAGCGCCUAACAAUGGUGAUUCAAAAGAAGAUAUAGCAGAAAAUAUCACAGAAAAUAAAGGAGUACAAGAAGAACCCUUACUUUUCAAAGAUGAAGAAAGACAAAAAGAAAUGGAAUUAGGUGGUUCCAGUAUAAAGGAAGAGGUACCAGAGAAAAAAGAAGAGAUUCUUGUAGUGUUAAAAGACGGACACACCGAUAACACAGAAGAGAAUAUGGUAGAAAACAAUAAUAAAAUUACUGAGAAAUCCGGAUUAAAUGAGGAGAGCGUGAAUGAUAGAUAUGAUGGUGUUAGUAACACUAGUGUUUUAGAUAAAUCAGUUCUCAAAGAGGAAUUUAUGCAAAAUCCUAAAAGGGAAUCACAAGAAGUUAAUUCUACCUCUGGUAGGAAUAAUUACACAAAUCAGGGAACGGGCUUAUUAGAAGGGUCUUACAUGAUAGAAAAUAAGGAGAAUGAUAAAGAUGCCAAAGAAGUUAAUAAUAAAGAAAUACUUUUAAAACAAGCAGGAGAUGAGAUUAAAGAGAAUGUUGAGUCAUCAUCUAAGAAAAAUUUGUCUACUCAUAAAACAGUGUCUAUUGGUAUAUCAUCAGAACCAACAGUAAAUGCUCCAGAUAAACCUAAAAAGUCUGGUAUAUUGAGAAAAUUGAAAAAAAAGUUUUUUUAA